Messenger RNA from Theileria annulata, 780 nucleotides. RefSeq lists its product as uncharacterized. Bases 1 to 780 code for a protein of 259 amino acids. The transcript has 2 exons. NCBI's taxonomy places the organism in Eukaryota, Apicomplexa, Aconoidasida, Piroplasmida, Theileriidae. The record is from RefSeq and is a predicted model, not a curated record.
AUGGCAAAUUCACUGGUGUCAUUCCUUGAAAGAAGGAAGAAAACAGCCGUCAAGGCUUCAACACUACUUCAAAAAACCGAGGAACCGAGCGAAGAGGAACAGCAAGAUAAAGAUGCUGAGGAGGAACAAGAACCACAGUCUGAACACGAUAACGAGUGGCGUGUAAGCAGCGAUGAGAGUGACGAGGCGUUGCAAACGCAUUCAAAUUUUGGUCCAAAUUUGGUAAAAAUAAUCCAAACAGUUGAAAACGGAGAACCUGAAGAUUCUGUAAAGGAGUCCCAGGAACGUAAAACUCAGCAGAUCUGGCCUCGAGAGACUGAGCAGCAGGUUGAGGAGCCGCCAGCGAAGCCGAAGAUUUGGGUCCCCAAGUUCAGAGAUUCUAAAGGGGUUUUAAGCUCGAAAAACGACGUAGACUUGGCUGAAUCUGUCAAAAUGUUCACGAAAAAUGAUUUGUCGAGUUUGAAGAAGAAGAAGAAAAGUAAGCCGAAAUCGCAGGAGCAGGAGGAUGAUUUUGCUGUCGUCAAGGUCAAAUUUGAUGUUUUUUCGCUAUUAAAGGAUGAGUAUUCGCAAUUUAAAUCACAGAAAUUUACAAUGGACGAACAAUUAAUCAAGAUGAAAUAUUCUGAUAGGUUCGACUUCAGCUAUUUAACAUUUAUUAUUAAAUUUAUUUAUUAUAGACUAGUUAUUAUUAAAUUUAUUUAUUAUAGACUAGUUAUUAUUAAAUUUAUUUAUUAUAGACUAGCAACUGGUGUAAUUUGUUUCAUAAGUAAAUUUAAAUGA